AUGCUCGACAAUUCUGACACACGGAGCCAGACAGCUCAAAUUACAGCGACAAGCACGGCGACCAUGGCUCCUCCGUCCUCGCCAUUCGUCCCUGCCCUUAUCAUCGUCGACUUCCAGGAAGACUUUUGCCCGCCGAGCGGCUCGCUCGCCAUCCCCCACGGGCGCGACAUCGCACCCACCGUCAACGAGCUCCUGUCCCUGCCCUCCUUCGGCGUGCGAAUAGCGACCCAGGACUGGCACCCGGCGGAACACAUCUCCUUCGCCGCGAACCACACCUCGAAGCAGCCCUUCACCGACAGCGCGACCGUCGUCAACCCGCACAACGCCUCCGAGAGCUACGAAACGCGGCUGUGGCCCGUCCACUGCGUCCAGGGGACCAAGGGCGCGGAGCUGGUGCCCGAGCUGCGCGCUGACGGCGUCGACGUGGUGGUCAAGAAGGGCACGGAUGCGCGCGUGGAGAUGUACAGCGCCUUCUACGACCCGUUCACGAGCCCGCGGGUGAGCGACUCUGGGCUGGCGCAGACGCUGAGGGACAAGGGCGUCACGCACGUGUAUGUGGUGGGGCUGGCGUUCGACUACUGCGUGAGUGCCACUGCUGCGGACGCGGCCAAGGAGGGCUUCGUCACGUACGUGGUCGAGGAGGGCACGCGGGCGGUCGACGCCGCGGGGUGGGAGAAGUGCAAGGAGGGGCUGGCUGGUGGCGGCGUUAAGGUUGUCAGGAUGGAUGGAGAGGAGGUUCAGAGGCUAAAGGCUGCGGCUUGA
Diaporthe amygdali is the source of this 762-nucleotide messenger RNA. RefSeq names its product pyrazinamidase nicotinamidase. Bases 1 to 762 code for a protein of 253 amino acids. The record is from RefSeq and is a predicted model, not a curated record. The transcript has a single exon. Lineage: Eukaryota; Fungi; Ascomycota; Sordariomycetes; Diaporthales; Diaporthaceae.